Tarenaya hassleriana is the source of this 2379-nucleotide messenger RNA. RefSeq lists its product as uncharacterized. NCBI's taxonomy places the organism in Eukaryota, Viridiplantae, Streptophyta, Magnoliopsida, Brassicales, Cleomaceae. The transcript has 3 exons. The record is from RefSeq and is a predicted model, not a curated record. Bases 386 to 2089 code for a protein of 567 amino acids.
CCACACCAUGUCCACCACCACCUCACCAUCCAACAUCGACCUUCUCCUCUUUCUCACGCAAGUUGAACUUCAACGCCUCUCUGCUCUCUCUCUCUCUCUCUCUCUCUCUCUCUCUCUCUCUGCAAAUGUUGGUCGAGCGAGAAAUCUAAGAAGAAGAAGCUCCCAAUUCUCUUAGUUUCUCUCUCUAUAGCUCUCUCAAAGCGAGAGACAGGAAGAGAGAGGGACAGAGAGGAAGACUGGUUUAUCCAGUUUCCGGCGACUUAAACGCGGAUUUACGUCCCCAAUUUCUGCAGAUUCGAAGAAUCUGAACCUCACCCACUUGAAAUUGACUCGUGGAUUUUGUUGGGUUUCUCCGAAUUUCGCCAGAAACCCCGAUAUUCGUACGAUGUUUGGGUGUGGUUGCGACUGCUUUUACUGGAGCCAGGGCUUCUUCGAGUUGGAAACCGAAUCGCCUGAGCCAAAGCCCUUUUCGCUUCCGUGUCCUCUUCCUCGUUGGCCACAAGGUCGAGGUUUUGCCACAGGAACGAUAAACCUUGGAGAGAUAGAAGUGGUGAAAGUUACCAAAUUCCAGAGAAUUUGGAGCUGUGGUUCGUCCCGUGGGAAAUCAAACUCUGCCUCGUUUUACAGACCCGUGGAAAUCCCGGAAGGCUUCUACUGCCUAGGUCAUUAUUGCCAGCCAAAGGAUCAGCCAUUGAGAGGCUAUGUACUCGCAGCUCGUGCUAGUAGCAAACCAGUCAAUAUCAAGGAUGAUCACACAGAAGAUCUCCCUCCCCUACGAAAGCCCGUGAGUUUUUCUCUAGUUUGGAGUUCGGAUUCAGACAAAAAUGGCGGCGGAUACUUCUGGCAACCUAAUCCUCCGGUAGGUUACAAAGCUAUGGGCGUUGUUGUUACCGAUAGACAGGACGAGCCUGAACCAGAAGAAGUUAGAUGCGUUAGAGAGGAUCUUACAGAGAGCUCUGAAGCCUGUGAUAUGAUAUUAGGUGUCGGUUCUGAUUGCCCUUUUCGUGUAUGGAGCACGAGACCUUGCGAGAGAGGGAUGUGGUGCCCUGGCGUCACUGUCGGGACAUUCUUCUGCUGCACCCACGAUUUGUCUUCUGAAAACGCCCUCGACAUUGCUUGCUUAAAGAAUCUUGAUCCGACCCUACACUCGAUGCCGAAUCUUGACCAAGUUCAUGCACUUAUUGAGCACUACGGGCCAACGGUCUUCUUCCAUCCCGAGGAGACCUACUUGCCUUCUUCCGUGCCGUGGUUCUUCAAAAACGGAGCUUUGCUCUACCGACACGGGAAAUCAGAAGGUCAACCGAUCAACUCCACGGGCUCGAAUUUGCCUGCAGGAGGGUUAAAUGACAGUGAAUACUGGAUAGAUAUGCCCGAAGAAAAGGAAGCAAGAAGUAACCUCGAGAAGGGAAACUUGGAAAGUUCCGAGCUUUACGUCCACGUGAAGCCAGCGCUCGGCGGAACAUUCACCGACAUCGUGAUGUGGAUAUUCUGCCCAUUUAAUGGUCCAGCCACGCUCAAAAUCGGUCUGCUCACCCUACCCAUGAACCGCAUUGGAGAACAUGUGGGCGACUGGGAACACUUCACCCUCCGCAUCAGCAACCACACCGGAGAGCUAUGGCAGAUGUUCUUCUCGCAACACAGCGGAGGUGGCUGGGUUGAGGCUUCAGAUAUUGAGUUCAUCAAUGGCAACAAACCGAUCGUCUAUGCAUCCAAACACGGGCACGCCAGUUUCCCGCACCCGGGAAUGUACCUGCAAGGCUCAGAAAAGCUCGGGAUAGGGGUGAGGAACGACGUGGCGAAGAGCAAGUACGGGCUGGACGGGAGCCGCAGGUACAGGAUCGUGGCCGCGGAGUAUCUGGGCGAGGGAGCGGUGGAAGAGCCGUGUUGGCUGCAGUACAUGAGAGAAUGGGGACCCACCAUUGCCUACGACUCGGCUUCCGAGAUCAACAAGAUCAUGAACGUUCUUCCUCUGAUCAUCAGGUACUCUGUUGCGAACAUUCUCGAUCUGUUUCCCAUUGCUCUUUACGGCGAGGAAGGUCCUACAGGUCCCAAAGAGAAGGAUAACUGGGAAGGGGAUGAGAUCUGUUGAGAGGUGUAAGCCUCCCGUACAGUCCAAAGAUUUAGGGGACGGAAGUCUCUGCCUGGUGGUGAGGGUUUGGAAAAGGACAGGUCUCUCAUUGCAGGGGAUUGAUUAGUUGAAUGUAGUUUUAUCAAAUGGUUGUGAUGGAUAUGUGUAUAAUGGUGUAUAAUAUGGUAUAGCGGUCUUGUUUUGGCGACUUUGAAAACGCUGCGUUUGUAAUGUGGCUGUAGCGGUCGAAGUGGACUGCGUUUGCGAACAGGUGACACUCCACCGGUCGGGAGAUUUGUGUUCCACGAACA